Marchantia polymorpha subsp. ruderalis is the source of this 328-nucleotide messenger RNA. The record is from the annotation of a GenBank genome assembly. Lineage: Eukaryota; Viridiplantae; Streptophyta; Marchantiopsida; Marchantiales; Marchantiaceae.
AUGCAUGUGUGUGUGCUUACUAACUCUCCGCGUAUCCUGGACAUGAAUCUGGAGUUCUCUGUCCAGAGUCGUAGAUUUAUUUACUGUGGCUUCUCCUGGGGCUUAGUACGUGAUCCUAUGCACGCGGUGUAUAUCUCGGACUAUAAUGAUCUAAAAUUCAUGAAUCUAGACAAGUUCACAGAACGGAAAACUGCUUCCCAAAAGAAGGCUUGGAAGAGACUCACAGCAAAUGAAGAUACAUUUAUUUGUUGUCAACCUGCUGGCUUUCGAGAAUUGGAAGACGUAAGAUGAGGACCAGCUGCAGCAGCAGACUGGCGACUCGAGGGUA